Messenger RNA from Polyodon spathula (Mississippi paddlefish), 3526 nucleotides. It is a transcript of the gene gjb7, whose product is annotated as gap junction protein beta 7. Gene Ontology annotation, cellular component: connexin complex. The transcript is spliced from 2 exons. Gene Ontology annotation, biological process: cell communication. The record is from RefSeq and is a predicted model, not a curated record. Bases 247 to 993 code for a protein of 248 amino acids. NCBI's taxonomy places the organism in Eukaryota, Metazoa, Chordata, Actinopteri, Acipenseriformes, Polyodontidae.
UGUAAAGAGAAACUAGUUACUUAGCACCUGCGAUACGAAGCGCUGUGGAGACUACAUUUAAACGACUCUAAUGCAUUUCCAUAGCAUUUUGGCAGACGAACAAUACGAUUAAUAUAUAUUUAACCAGUAGCGAGAGGGACAAAUCCAGAAAACACAAAAGUUGCUGAGUGCAGUUAGCUCCCUGCUGCCUCGUUGUAUAGUUGUACCCCUCCUUGUGCAGGCACUCCUCCCAAACGAGCGGAGACAAUGAACUGGGGCUUUCUCCGAGAUAUCCUGAGCGGAGUGAACAAGUACUCCACGGUGAUCGGGAGGAUCUGGUUGUCCGUGGUCUUCAUAUUCCGCAUCCUGAUCUAUGUGGCGGCAGCGGAGCACGUGUGGAAGGACGAGCAGAGGGACUUUGUGUGCAACAUCAAACAGCCGGGCUGCGAGAACGUGUGCUUUGACUACUUCUUUCCCAUCUCCCAAAUCAGGCUGUGGGCCUUGCAGCUCAUCAUGGUUUCCACUCCAUCUCUCUUGGUUGUGCUUCACGUGGCGUACCGUCAGCACAGGGAGCACACGCACAGGAAGAAGCUAUAUGUGGACACAGGGACGAUGGAUGGGGGGCUUUGGUGUACCUAUCUCAUCAGCCUCCUGUUCAAGACGUUCUUUGAGGUGGGCUCCCUGGUGGCAUUUUACUAUCUCUACAGUGGCUUUACUGUGCCUCAGCUGCUCCAGUGUACCAUGAGCCCUUGCCCUAACACAGUCGACUGCUACGUUUCCAGGGCAACUGAGAAAAAGGUCUUCCUUUACAUCAUGGGCUCCACUUCCAUCUUGUGCAUCGUGCUGAAUGUGUGCGAGAUGGUCUACCUUCUACUCCAGCAGUGCUGGAAAUGUUAUUUUAAGAGGUACGGCCUGGUCAUGGAGAAACACCAGUGCCACUGCACACAGCCAAAGUCUUUAAACAGCACUGUAGCUGCAAACCCUGUGCCCUUGAAGGUAGAAUCCACAAACUGAAGCUUUCAUACAGCUUAGUCUUCUUAUAAUGGGUUUGCAUCUUUAACAUUUCAACUUCCGAUAUUUUAGAUCUGCAAUUUAAUUUCCUCUAGCUAAUCCCUAAAUUAUACAACAAUGGAAACUCCUAAUAUUGAAACACAUUUUUUCAUCUAUUUAAAGUACUUUUCUUCUGUUGUUAGUAAACACAGGCAGCAUUAAUCUGCAAGACCAUGAUAUGCUUAGAUAGGUUUUUUUUCAUUUAGGCCUUCAAUUAUACAUUUAUUUUCUUGGUAUGGCAUGCUUUCCUGCCAGCUAUAUACAUAUUGUAUAAUGUAGUAGUAGUCAUAUCUGACUAACCUCCAAGACUUCUUUGAAGAAGUUACAUCAAGGAUGGCUACAAACCGAGCAUUUGCCAACACAUUUCUGGACUUUUAAAAGACAAAGCUUACAAACCAGUGGAAUCCAGGGUGAUUCAUGCACGUGGAUACAUAGUUGGUAAGACACAUGAGGCACUUGUAAAGGGAGUAACUGAUAGAUCAGACCAUGUGCUCAGUGGGAGCUGCAACUGUUCUAUUUCUAAUCUGCAUAAUGACUUAGAAAGCAAGAUUGUACAAUCUGAGCUGGGAGUGGCAGACUUGUAUGCAGAGGCCCAGGAAAACCAACAGGAUUUAGGCUGCAUACAGAACUGUGUUAAAACACUGCAAAUUAAAUGGUAAGAAAUGUAAAGUGUUACCUGUCCAGCAGUAACAUCUACAAACCCUAUGAGAGCUCUGUGGGAUUAAGAAAGCAUCAAAAUUGGUUUAAGAAUAUGUUUGUAUCUGCAGCUUCCUGAGCUAGGGAGCAUAAAUGCAGGUUAAAGCAAUUUAAAGAAAAAUGGUGUAAACUAGGUAGGAUUCUUCAAGAAACUCUGGGUUUAGUUUUUUUUUUUUUUUUUUUUUAAAGUACAUAGAAAUACAUUGUAUAAAUAAUAAAAAUGCAAAAACAAAAUGUGAUUGCAGCAUUCCUUUGAGGUCGGCACUGCGUGCGUUUCAUAAAGCACUUCACAAGUGCUGUCGCUUGCACUCUUCAGCACUCAAAACAAUCACUAACUCGGUAAUCCAUUUUAAAUAAAAUCCAUUUAGAUUAGUUUCUUAUUAAAUCAAAAGUUUGACCACCCUAAGAUCAGUUAUCUCCCUUCUUGGCAAUUGGUACUUUGAUAUCUGUACAUGCAUCACAAGGAUUUGACGGGCCCUAAAUACUCUUCCCCUUCUGAUUCGUCUGCCUUUUUGACAAUGAGCAAAUAGUAUGAGUGCCAUUGCAUGUUCUAAUAUGCCAUGGAAAUUGCUACUUGCGGCUGCUGUCUUAGGUUUCUGGUGAAAAUCAGCAAUGUCGCUGCCCUGCGAAAGUUUUACAAAACCCAAUUUUUUAUUUGCGAGGUCUGAAUCUGUAACGACAAUCCAUUACCUUUUGUUAGCGGUAGUACUUACACCACCACUACUAUACAAUUAUACAGAUUGUCUCAUUUGUUUUUCAUUUUUUCUUGGUGGUAACAAUGGGAUACUGCUUGGACAGGUACACUUUGCCAGCUCACACUUUCCAUCAGUGCAGAUAUAAGAACUACAAAACACUCCAUUGUAAAUGAUAACAGAUAAAUGAUAAAUAAACAAACCACAAAUCAUUGAUUAAGAUUGUUUUUUACUAUUUUCUGUUAGUAUUGCCAGAGGUGGGUUGAAGGGAACAAUUCUGGUUCAGGGCUGAAAAUAAAGUUUCAGGUUGUUAUCACUGGCUCCUUAGAGACAAACCAUGUCAAGAGACACACCUUUUAAAAUGAUCAGCAGGUGGUGUUACAAUAACAAAGUCAUCUCGGUUGUGCCUUAAAAAUAGUGUUUCAAUUUGCAUACAUUAUGGAAUGACUAACAAUUGAAUGGUGUUAAGUUACAAGGGAACUAUUGUUUUCAGCGACAGCAUUACACUGCAACUCACAAUUCUCACGAGAGCAUCUGUAACUUAAGAAAACAGCCCUCCCGCGGCAAUCCAUCAAAACCAAGCAAAACCCUUUCUUCAAGAAACAGGAUGAUGCGUAGUGCGCAUUCCAAUGUUUAAAGAAAAGUCCUAUUAUAGAAGAGAAUAUUUCAUAUUAGUUAAAUGUCAUUUUGGAAGAGUUUAUUAGGGGCAAGGGGACUUCUCACCGUUUCUAGUUCGUGUUUGAGCACUGUAAAGUAUUAUUUCAAUAAUAUGUUCACACUUUUUCUUGUAAUUUUUCUUGAAAUACAAUAAUUGGUUUGUCUAAGGCAGCAAUUGUUUACUCAACCUGGCUAAUUUAAAUGUCAGAACAAACUGAUAAAAGCAGCUACAUUUACAACAUGGUAAAACCAAAAAUCUGGGAAGAUUAGGUAUUAUCAGAAAAUAUAGAUUUUGGAUUAUACAAAGCAGUAAACUUUAGUGUACCAUUACAACACUUGACUUGUACUUUUUAGGCAGAUAGUGGAGAACAGUAGAACAGUGGCAGCUAGUUUCACAGACCCCAGCCAGCAUUCAUCCCUCAUGUAAACUCUAGGUAAGACAGUCCAGCGCU